Molecule: messenger RNA, 8133 nt
Organism: Callorhinchus milii (elephant shark)
Lineage: Eukaryota; Metazoa; Chordata; Chondrichthyes; Chimaeriformes; Callorhinchidae
Gene: baz2ba
Product: bromodomain adjacent to zinc finger domain, 2Ba
Exons: 37
Coding region: 133-6798 (2221 amino acids)
Molecular function (GO): DNA binding; protein binding
Source: RefSeq, a predicted model, not a curated record
AUGAAACUGCCUCUUAUGAGGUGAUCGAUCGUCUUGUGGUGCGAAUGAGAGCUGACAUCAUUCUUUCAAGUGUGGUGGGUGUGAUGAAUGUUAGACAGCACUGAGUGAGACUUGAACCUCGUGAACAGGGAUAUGGAGUCUGGGGAACGAUUGACAUCUGCUUCCUCAGCCCCUUCUUCUACAUCUUCAGCAUCUUCUACAUCGACAGCAUCAGGUGCUUCUAAGGGCAGCCUUUCCACAGGGUUUGGCUCCACACUGUCAACCUGUGGGCAAAUGUUUAGAGCAGCAGCUGGAGAUCAGCCAUUUAAUUUGUCUGCAGCAUCGAGUGCCUUCCCAAUGCUCAGCCACCCAGCCUUUGGUCUGCACACGACAAACUCAGGGCGUUCAGAGUUUGGUGGCCUGGGGACGAUUGGUGCUUCUACAGCCUUAGUGGGACACUCGCAAAUACCAGCUUUUCCAGGUACAGAAUGGUGGCGAGCUACAGAGACACACGCUCGCACAGGAACCACUUUCUUUCCAUCAGGCAUGCUGAGAAUUCCACCGCUGUUUGCUUCUUCAACACAAAAUCAUGAUUCCAAUUCAUUUCAUUCCCGAAACACACACAAAUUUGGUCAGGGGACGCAAAAAGGUAUGAAUGGGGCGUUGAAUGGAAGUAGCAUUACCACAGUGUCAGGAGUCAGCACAUCUGGAUCAACUACGGCCGGAAUGGUUUCUUCAGGACAGACAAAAGUAUCGAGUUCUGGCGGAAAAGGACGCAAAUGCAGUCUUGAGCAAAACCAGCUGACAGACACUCCAGCAGAGAAAUUAAAAGAAAAGAAGGCCAGAAAGAAGGCAAUUGAAAGCUCCAGCAAUAGCGAAAGUGAAUCAGGCACAUCAUCAGACUCCUCCAGUGAAGGCCUGAGCAGCAGUGACUCUGAUGACUUUGACGAUGAUGACGAUGACGACGAUGACGAUGAUGAUGAUGAUGAUGAUGAUGAAGAUCACAGUGUUGGGGAGGAAGAUACAGAGGAGGAGGAUUCAGAUUCUGAAACUGAAGCCCCACAUGCAAAAAAGAACAAGGGUUUAGUACACAUUCUAAAGGAGCCGAAAAAAAGCCAGACUGUUGCUGACCAUAAACAGUCCCAGGACAAGAGAAUGCACCAGCAUCUACAACUUGCCAUUGAGUCUCAGACUUCACAUCCAUUCCAGUCCCAAAAACAACCUCAGGUUUUGUCACAACUUUCCCUCGUUUUCCAGAGCUCUCAGGCCAAUGAUGAGACUGGUAAGAAACACCAGAGUGUCAUUCAGUCGACAGGACUAUUGGUUGGGAUGAAACCUGUGCCUUUGAUCAAUGAGGGAAGGAAAGAGACUUCUCCAAAGCCAGCUAGUGCUACACCUGAAUUUCUCAAGGCAGGGAACAAAUGUGUUUCUCAAGACCUGGGGUCACUCAAUGAUUUCCGUUUGAAGCAGGAAUUAUUUAAGCAGACAUUUCCAGCGCAGUUAAAGAGACAACAGGAACAGUACAAAGCUCAGAAGAAGGCAGCAGCGGGCAGCAAGAGCUUCCAGACAUCUUUGUCUAGUUCUAAACCUACUGCAAGUUCACCAGCACAUCAGAAACUGUCCGCAGCUGAGAGUAACCAGUUCAGCCCUUUGGUAGCAAAUGCACUUGUUGCACAGCAUCAAUCUAAUGGGGUGAUUCAAAGUGUCAUUCAGGAAGCCCCUUUGGCACUUAUGACCAAAUCAAGAAUUCAUACUAAGCAUAUUGAUAAAAUAGUUCCAAACUCCAGCAGCAGCACAUCGUUUUCAUCAGUUCAUUUAGGUUCUAGUUUGAAGAAUCAUUCCAGCAAUCGACUUUCUACCUCUCCUGUAUUAUCCCAGAAUUCUGUUCAAGAGAAAGGCCUGGGGCAUCAUUCCACCCAAUUGUUAGUUGAUUAUUUCCGAGGUAUGGACUCUGAUAUCCCAAGUAGCAAGGAUUCUGAUGAGUCAAAUGAAGAGGAUGAUGAAGAUGAUGAUGAGGAAGACGAUUCUGAUGACAGUCAGUCAGAAGCUAACAGUGAUUCCGAGACUGAGACUGAUGGAUCUGAAGAAGAGGAUAAAGAACAAGACGAGACUGAAACGGAUACAGAAGGAGAAAAAACUCCCCAGAAACUUAACAAAACUGCUCCUUCAUGUCACAGUUCCUCCAGUCAGUCAGCGUCGACCCCCGUUAACCACACACUGAAACCCCCAAACUCCGCACCGGCUUCGCUGGCCCCUGGCCCCACAUUGCUCACUUACACUGGCUCUGCAUCAUCUUCGUAUGAUACACCGACUCCAUCUGGAUCAAGUAAACGGAGGAGAGUAACAGAUGAACGAGAGCUACGCAUUCCCUUAGAAUAUGGGUGGCAGAGAGAGACAAGAAUCCGGAGCUCUGCUGGGCGCCUUCAGGGCGAGGUGGUUUAUUAUGCCCCUUGCGGGAAGAAACUCCGUCAGUAUCCUGAAGUAAUAAAGUACCUUACCAGGAAUGGAAUAACAGACAUCACUAGGGACAAUUUUAGCUUCAGUGCAAAAAUGAAGGUUGGUGACUUCUAUGAAGCCAGAGAUGGGCCUCAGGGUCUGCAGUGGUGCCAUCUGCAAGAGGAGGAAAUCUCUCCGAAAAUCAAAGCAAUGGAAGGGCGGAGAGGUCGCCCCCCCAACCCCGAGAAACAGCGAGCCCGAGAGGAGUCCAAACUGAGACGUCGCAAAGGCCGACCACCAAACGUUGCCAGGCCUGAGUUCCAAAAGAACAGUAAUGAAAAACUGUUACUAAAAUUAGAAGCCCAAGCGUAUGCAAGGAAAGCCGCGGAAAUAAAGAUGAUGCAAAAACUUGAAAAACAAGCAAUGGUGCAAGCAGCUAAGGAAGCCAGGAAACAACAAGCAAUAAUGGCAGCAGAAGAAAAACGGAAACAAAAGGAACAGCUAAAGAUGAUGAAGCAACAGGAAAAAAUCAAAAGAAUUCAGCAAAUAAGAAUGGAAAAGGAGCUCCGAGCUCAACAAAUUCUUGAGGCUAAGAGGAAAAAGAAGGAAGAAGCAGCAAAUGCAAAAUUAUUGGAAGCCGAGAAACGCACCAAGGAGAAGGAAUUGAGAAGGCAACAAGCUGUCGUCCUGAAACAUCAGGAGUUGGAGAGGCAUAGACUAGAUAUGGAAAAGGAGAGGAGAAGGCAACAUAUGAUGCUCAUGAAAGCAAUGGAAGCUCGGAAAAAGGCUGAAGAAAAGGAACGCUUGAAGCAGGAAAAAAAGGUGGAGAAACGUUUAAAUAAAGAACGGAAAUUAGAGCAGAAGAAAUUGGAACUCCAAAUGGCUAAGGAAUUAAAGAAACCCAAUGAAGAUAUGUGUUUGUCAGAUCAUAAGGCUUUGCCGGAGUUUCACCCCAUUCCUGGUCUUGUGUUGUGCGGGGGUGCCUUUGCUGACUGCCUUAUGAUAGUACAGUUUCUCCAUAACUUUGGCAAGGUUCUUGGCUUCGAUUUAAAUCUUGACGUCCCAACUCUGAAUGUGCUUCAAGAAGGACUGGUUAAUGUGGGUGACAGUGUGGGCGAAAUCCAAGAUUUGUUGGUGAAACUAUUGGCAGCUGCUAUCCAUGACCCAGGACUACCUCCAGGAUAUAGGGUCAGGACUUUUCUCGGAGACCAUGUGACCAAUGUCAAGAUCAACCGGGACAAUGUUUCAGAAAUUUUGCAGAUUUAUAUGGAGGCUCAUAAUGGACAAACACGGUUUGCAGAAAGUUUAAGAACAAAACCUUUCCAGGCACAUGCUCCGGUUCAGAAAACAUCAGUGCUUGCAUUCUUGGUUAAUGAACUUGCAUGCAGUAAAAUUGUGGUGAAUGAAAUUGAUAAAAACAUUGACCACAUGUCCAAUCUAAGAAGAGACAAAUGGAUUGUGGAAGGCAAGCUUCGCAAGCUUAAAAUGAUUCACGCUAAGAGAACUGGUAAGAAGGAGACGAUGGGCAGUGUGGACAGCAAUGGGGAGCAGCGAUCACUGGGUACAUCCACUGCUGGCCGCAAGAGAAAACGGAAAGGUGGAGACAGUGAUGAUGAUGAAGAUGACGAUGAUGACAGUGACGAUCAGGGGGAUGAUGACGAGGAGGAGGAAGAAAAGGAUGAAGAUAAGAAAGGGAAAAAAUUGGAAAUCAUUGAAGAUGAGGAUGAUGGAGAGCAGUCAACUAGUGUGGAGGAAUUGGAAAAACAGAUAGAGAAAUUGAUUAAGCAACAAAGUCAGUACCGGAAGAAGUUGUUUGAAGCAUCUCAUUCACUGCGUGCAAUGACGUUUGGCCAGGAUCGUUACAAGCGGAGGUACUGGGUCCUACCACAAUGUGGAGGGCUGUUUGUUGAAGGCCUGGAAAGUGCAGAAGGUCCUGAAGAGGUGGCGAAAGAAAGAGAAAAACUGAGAAAUGGAGAGAGAGAAAAACUGAGAAACGGAGAAAGUGUACAGAUUAAGGAAGAACCUCCUGAGACACCUGAAGAAAAAAUGAACAAUUCCUGUUCAGCAACUAACAGCGGUGAUUUGUGCAAAAAUGAUUCAAAAGAGAAAAUUAGCACUAACCUGUUCUUGCAAAAGCCAGGUUCUUUUUCUAAACUGAGUAAGCUGUUAGAGGUAGCGAAAAUGCCUCCGGAAUCUGAUUUUGUGAAUCAGAAACAACACGUAAAUGCCACACCAACUUCAUCGCCUCCUCGUCACUGUAUCUCGCAAAACUCUAGUUCACAGCUUUCAACUUCUUCAGGGAAUUCAGGAAAAAUAGACUCUCCUGCAAAUCUCUUUAGCCCAAUGGUAAGUGGGCCAGGGAAGCUCUACAACUCACCUCUACUUCCAAAUGAUCAAUUGCUAAAGGUACUCACAGAGAAAGGUGGACAGUGGUUCAGCCUCCUACCAAGAAUGCCUUGUGAUGAAUCUUCCGUCACCUGUACAAAUGUGCCUCCGACUUCCUCUCAACAAUUGGCACAAUCUCAAUUUAAUUCUCAGUCUUCAUCUUCUUCUCCACUAAUGGGUUCAGCGUCCCUACAGAACGCAAUGGCUCUGAAUCCCUUUGCAUUAUCAGCUCUACAGAUGAAAUCAGGGUUACCUCUAAUGGGAAUUUCAUUUUGUGGAUGGCCAACUGGAGUGCUUAACCCAAAUCUUGCCUUUUCCUCACCACUGCCUAACCUGGGUGCAGGGUUUGGAUUAAUGGAAGGAAAUGGUAAUCCUUUCCUGCUACCUAGCAUUCCUGCAAGUGAAUCACCAGCACCACAAAACGAGAAGCUCCAAAACAGUGUACCUUCCUCUGCAGUUGAAGUAGGAAAACCAGUUGAUUAUCCCAGUCCAAGGCCUAUUCCAGAAGAAAUGCAACGUGGCUGGUGGCGAAUUACUGACCUGGAGGAGCUGAAGACUCUGUUUAAAGUGCUUCAUCUCAGGGGAAUCAGAGAAAAGGCUUUGCAGAAACAGCUUCAAAAGCACAUGGAUUACAUCAGUCAAGCCUGCAUCAAAAACAAGGAUGUAAUCAUAUUUGAACUAAAUGAAGAUGAUGAUGAAGAAAACCAGGUUACUGAUGAAGCUGUGCAUAACUGGUCAGUAGAGGAUCAAUCGUUUGAAAUUGAUCUCGCUAUUCUCCAGCAAGUUGAAGAACUGGAAAGGAAGGUGGCUUCAGCAAGUCUGCAGAUCAAGGGAUGGGUUUGUCCAGAGCCUGCUUCAGACAGGGAUGACCUGGUUUACUAUGAACACAAACCUUUUGAAAAGGAACAGACUGAGGGUGAGGGAGAACGCAUUGGGCAAGACGAUGAGGACACUGACCAGAUUAUAGAUCGACGAGACGGCAACCCACUAGAUAUAGCUGUAACAAGGCUGACUGAUUUGGAGAAGAACAUAGAGAGAAGGUAUCUGAAGAGCCCCUUAAGUACCACCAUUCAGAUCAAACUGGAUAAUGUGGGCACAGUUACAGUUCCUGCUCCUGCACCAUCCAAUACUGGUGAUGGUGAUGGAAAUGAUGAAGACAUUGCCCCUGGAUUAAAAAUGUGGCGUAAAGCCUUGUCUCAAGCACAGAGUGCAGCUCAGGUAGCAAUGUGCCUUCAACAGCUAGAGAAGGCAAUAGCUUGGGAGAAAUCCAUUAUGAAAGUUUACUGCCAGAUAUGUCGCAAAGGGGAUAAUGAAGAGUUGCUUCUGCUUUGUGAUGGUUGUGACAAAGGAUGUCACACUUACUGCCAUCGGCCCAAGAUCACAGCCAUUCCCGAUGGCGACUGGUUUUGUCCUGCCUGCAUUUCUAAGGCAAGUGGUCAAUCUCCCCGGAGUAAAAAGAUUAUAAAUCGUCCAAAAAAGUGUCUUGAACAGAAAAAGAGUAGGAGGUUAUCAGGAGCUGGAGUCAGUGAUGAGGAAGACACAGCGAGUACAAGCAGCACCCCAAAGAAGGGAGGUAAAGAGCCCAAGAAACGCAAGAUAGAUGACAGUCCAUCUGUGACUUCACCAAAACAAGAAGGUCCAUCACUUACCAAGAAGUGGAAAAUCUUAAAAGAUAAUAGCAAGGAUUUGCCUCUUUGCAGCGUGAUGUUAUCAGAACUGGAAACCCAUGAAGAUUCAUGGCCCUUUCUGCUCCCUGUGAACUCCAAGCUGGUGCCCGGCUACAGGAAGGUGAUAAAGAAACCAAUGGACUUCUCUGUUAUUAGAGAAAAACUCAGCAAUGGACUAUACCCCAACACGGAAGUAUUUGCUGCAGAUGCCAGACUAGUUUUUGACAACUGUGAAACAUUUAAUGAAGAUGACUCCGACAUAGGCAGAGCUGGCCAUAACAUGAGGAAAUUUUUUGAGAAACGAUGGGCUGAACUUUUCAAUGGAAGCUAAAGUUAUCAUAAAUACAAAAUAAAUCAGAAAGACAUUGGAACCAGCAGCCUGACAUACUAGUGUCUUUACAUCUGUAGGGAGGUGCAAGAUCAUUUGCACAAUUGAACUCGACACUGCAUUAAUUCUUAACAUGUGGAAACGUCCAGCCAAGGAUUAUUCUAGAAACAAAGGUCUUGCUCCUUUGGAGGCCAUAGCUCCUGGACUAUGGAAAUGUUUAAUGGACAGCUUCGGUAGAACAGGGAAGCACACCCAAAGAGUUCAGUGGCAUAGGGUGGUCCUAGUGCAAUAGCAACCAAUAAUUCAAAUCGCACUGAAUUAAUAUACAACCACCAGAGCUGUAAGGGGGGACUGGAAAUCCUCUCCCUCUUGUAAAAAAAAAUAUAUACAUGGAAGUAAAUGGAAAAAAUCUUGAAUUUUUUUUGACUUUGUAGGUUAUAUUUUAGUGAAUGUAUUUAAUUUUUGUUAAUUUAUGAAUGAAAAAUGUCGAGUCUUCAUUUUCUAUGAAAAGGAAGAGACAGCAAAUUGCUUUAAAUCUUCAAGGAAACAAAACAACGAAUGUUUUUAAAUAAUAAAACCAAGCCAAUUGAUAACUGUUUACACUGUUCUGUCCGGGAAGGGCACUGGAGAGCCUGUUGUUACUGUAGACACAAACUUCAAAAUCUGCUCAUCAAUGCACCACCUGCUUUAGUCUCAAAAUACAUUGCAGAUCAGUGGAGCAACAAAGAAACAUCUGUAUAUAAUUGUUCAUUAAUGUUAAUAUUAAUUAAGUCUUGUUCAAAUAUGUAUGAUGUGUACAUAUUGUUUGCAGAUAUUGAAUAUUGUUAUGCCUUAGAAUAACCGUAGCAUUUUAUUUCAGUCUUAAGAUUAUUAUACGUAAAUGGCUUGUACAUAUCCUCUACAAACACUGUGGAGUCUCCUAACAUUGGGUAGUGCCUGCCUUUAAACAGGGUGUAGGGGAUAUUAGGUUUUCCAUUUUCUAUUUUUGUUAUAUAAUUUUUUGAGCCACUGUGGUCUCAAAUUCCAAUAUAAUCAUUUGUAUCCAUACAAUAAAUUAAAACAAUUUCCUAUACACAGUAUUUUUCAUAAUGCAUUUCCCUCCAUCUGCCUUGCCACAGAACUUGGUACACAUUGGCUCUUUGUAACCACUGUGUUUAACUACUGUGUGUUGCGGUGGCCUGUUGGAGGCAGCUCAGAUCAGAAAUUUUUGUACCUGAGUCAAAGUACUUGAAGUUAUUUUAUUUAAAUAUGUUGUGAAAAAGGGUAGCUUUCUUUUUGUAGGAGCAUUAUUUUUCACUAGUAUGUGUGGCACGGACAUAAUAAAAGGGUGUUUUCCAA